CGAGGAGGGCGGUGACUCCGCAGGGCCAUGGCGGGUGCUACCCGUUUGUCCUUGCAGCUGCUGGAGGCACUUCGCGAGGAGGAGCCACGGGCCGUGGAGGAGCUGCUGCACCUCGGGGCGGACCCCAACCUGGUGCUGGACGGAGGCGUGGCGGCGGUGCACCUGGCGGCCAGAGCAGGCCACCCGCGCGCCCUGCAUUGCCUCCGGAUGCUGCUGCGCCGGGGCGCCGACCCCAAUGCUCGGUCUUCCGAGGCGCUGACGCCCAUGCACGUUGCAGCCGCAUGGGGCUGUCGAGAAGCCCUGGAGCUGCUGCUGAGUUGGGGGGGCGACCCCACUCUUCGAGACCAGGAUGGGCUACGACCCCUGGCCUGGGCACUGCAGCAGGGACACCACAACUGUGCACACUUGCUGCGGGAGCUGGACACGUCCACCCGAACGGGGAAGGAGACCCCUGGUCCCACAGUGUCUCCUGGAGUCUCUCGGCAGCCAUGUGUGUCCUGGGACUCGGAGCUUCGCAUGUGCAGAGCUGAACCAUUGGUGGCUGCAGUGGACAAGGCUGCAGAGCUCCAGAACCCUGAGGCUGCCAGGAGCCUGGACUGCAGUAGUGAUGCCUCCUUCAUCACUGCGGUGGAGGACCCUCCACAGCCCUGGUGCCCUGCGGGGAUUCGAGGGCUGGUGGCCGACCCAUGGCUGUCCUGUGGGGCUGUAGAGACUGGGGAGGAGGCACCUAGCUGCCAGCUUCAGGCCCUGAAGUUGACCACAGAGGCCACUGACGUCCUUUCCCUACCAGGUGACAGGGACCUACGGGCCUCAUACCCCCACAGCCUGGUGUCCCCCAUGUCUGACCUGCAGCUGCUCCAGGCCCUUCGAGCACUGGGCCAAAGCCCUGGCCCUGUCACACCUUUCACUAGAGGACAUUACCUGCGGAGGCUGCAGGAAGCCCAGGCUAGCCCUGCUGUUGCAGGGCACAGCCCAGAACUGUCCAAGGCACUGAAGACAGGCCACAUCCCGGACUGCCAGGCAGAUGAGGCUGCCUUGUCUCAGCACUUUGAGCAGCCAGCUCCCUCAAGAAGGUGGCAGGGAGGCAUUACAAAGUCCAGUUUUACAUAUCUUCUUCUGGACCCCAGGCUGACACAAGGCCUGCCUGCCCGAGCCUCCUCCCUCACACUGGUCGAGAGUCUGCAGUGUUUUGUGCGAGCCAUCUUCUAUGUGGGCAAGGGGACCCGUGCUCGGCCAGAUACCCACCUCUGGGAAGCCCUGGCCUACCGGGAUCAGCCAGGGAAACAGGCCUGCCCCAAGGUCCGUAGGAUCUUAGACAUCUGGGACAGUGGGCGCGGUGUCAUCUCCCUGCACUGCUUCCAGCAUGUGGUGGCUGUGGAGGCCUUUACACGGGAGGCUUGUCUGCUGGAUGCGCUCGGUAGGGAUCUAGCUUGUACAGCUGUGGUUGGGAUUCAGACACUGACCAACCAGAAACAAGGCCACUACUACGGAGUUGUUGCCCAUUGGUCACCCCCACGGCGUCGACGUCUGGGAGUGUACCUGCUGCAGCGUGCUCUGCUAAUCUUCCUGGCUGAGGGAGAACGAGAGCUGCGGCCUCAGGACAUCCAGGUCCGAGGCUGAGGACGUGACCAUGAAGCCUGAGCCAUCAGGGUGUCUCAGCAUCCCAGGGCAGGUCCUGUCUGUCCCCAGCUCUAGCUUCAGGGGACAUAAUUUGUGUGUGUGUGUAUGUGUGUGUGUACACGCACACGUUUCCUUAGAAUGCAUGGUGCUUCUGGAUGGGCAGUGAUCUCCCAGUCAGGGGAGGAACAAGGCAAGGAGCAGAAGGUACUCUAGAACAUGCUACUUUGUGUCUCUUUUAUUUAUUUUAUGUAUAUGAAUGUUGUAUGCCUGCAUGCCAGAAGAGGGUACCAGAUCUCAGUAUAGAUAGUUGUGAGCCACUGUGUGGUUGCUGGGAAUUGGACUCAGCACCUGUGGAAGAACAGCCAGUGCUGUUAACUGCUGAGCCAUCUCUCCAACCCUCCAUGUCUCAUUUUCUGAUCUAAGAGCUUGAGUGAGCGAUCAGGCUAGGUAGGCAUGGUAGUGGUGGUCCAACCACUACCAUCACCAUCCCUGAUCUCACCCCCACCCUGCUUUUGGAAGGCAGAGGAAGGGAAUUCCUAGUUGGAAAUCAGCUGGGGAAUCUCAGAACGGGAUUGUAUUUGGUUAAAGGCUGUUGUGUGUUUGAUGGUGACAGUUGUUCCCUGUGGGUGUGUCCACAGUAUUGUUGAGGUCCCCACUGUGCUGUGGGAGAACAUCUCAGAUAAAGCAGAGCUGAAGAACUGACUGGGGACUGCGCAUGUGCUUCUCUUUGCUGUCCCAGGCCUGCCCCACUCCUUUAUGGCCCUGCACUGUCUCUAGCCCCUUGCUCUCUUGUCGGGAGCUCCAGUGGCCUGCUUUGAUAUUUAAAUCUCAGUGGAGAGAUGGCUUUUAGCAGGCCUUUACUAAUGGCAGAGGAGAACUUGCAGGUCCAUCUCCUUUUGUUUGUGACAGCAGGUGGGAUAGCUUGUGAGGGUCACACCUCAGGCUCCUUGUGCAAAUUAACCUAUUGUUCUGAGAUGUUUUACUGGCUGAAAGUAACUCCUCAAAAAAUAAAGUGGUCAGAAGGCUGGAGGCAGAGGAGGAGGCAGAGACUUGAGACUUGCUGCUUGCUGCAGCAGCCUGCCUUUUGCUGAGUCUGGACCUUUAAAAAGUU
This is a messenger RNA of Meriones unguiculatus (Mongolian gerbil), 2731 nucleotides long. It is a transcript of the gene Ankle1, whose product is annotated as ankyrin repeat and LEM domain containing 1. Lineage: Eukaryota; Metazoa; Chordata; Mammalia; Rodentia; Muridae. The transcript has 9 exons. Gene Ontology annotation, molecular function: endonuclease activity; protein binding. The record is from RefSeq and is a predicted model, not a curated record. The coding region runs from base 28 to 1620 and encodes 530 amino acids.